This is a messenger RNA of Corticium candelabrum, 2051 nucleotides long. RefSeq names its product PWWP domain-containing protein 2A-like. The transcript has 2 exons. The record is from RefSeq and is a predicted model, not a curated record. NCBI's taxonomy places the organism in Eukaryota, Metazoa, Porifera, Homoscleromorpha, Homosclerophorida, Plakinidae. The coding region runs from base 85 to 1890 and encodes 601 amino acids.
CCGUCUUUGGUAGAGUCAUCGGUGACGCACGAGUGAGGCAACAUAUCGCUCCUUCUUUCCAUUCCUCCACUACCAGACGUCGUUAUGUCAGCCUUUCAAAAGGGAAAUCAAUUGCCUGUCGUUGUGGAAGAGGCUUCAGCAGACAUAGUCGUCGUGUCGAUCAAGACAGAAGGAAGAACUUUCCGUGGAGUUCUUCUAGACUCGACAUUCAGGACAAGUGAAAGUGAAAAGAAACAAGGUAUAUUCGAAACUUUAUCUCUUCCAAGCAAAGAAAUGCAACCGGUAAGAACAUCGACGAUAACAAGAGACGCUCUCCCUCAUAUCAACACUUACAAAUCGCCUUUCAAAGACAAACGAGCGAUACACAAAAGGAUUUCGUCAAAUAUAAAAGAGAAGAGAAGACAACAAAAGGGAGAAAAGAAGAGGAAACUACGCCAAUCAUCAACUCAUCUAGAUCAGAUGUCAAGCUGUGACGUCGACCAAGAAAUGUUAGACAAAAACAAACGACGACAAUCAGACGGUUACGACGGACUCAAUGCAAAAGGUGAGACGGUCGACGACGGUUGCACUUCGACUGGCACCGAAAUGGUGAACGCAACGAAAAAAAUUGCAUCAUGUACGUAUCCCCCUCCUCAUUCCGAUUGCUAUCGGUCGCAAUCCGAGAGACAAGUUUCUAUGUACACUAUGAUACAACCGACUCCGUCAAUACCACCAUUCGCUUACCCAUAUUUGGGAUGCAUUGCUCCAUCACAAUCACCGACAUUUCCUCAUCCGGGAUUCAACCACUUAUCAAACUUCAUGACAUACGGGAUAUGGAAUACCAAUCACCAAAUGACUACGGAAAUCAACCCAGUUUUUCAAGAUAAAAUAACAUCACCGGUUGAAUACCAGGGAGACCAUCAAAAUAGUGUUGCUCCACACAUUGCCGGAGAGUUUUGUCGUGACGAACAUUACCCGCCAUCACCAAACUCUUUGCAUCAACUAGACCGUCCACCGUCGAUCGACACGCCAACAGACAGCUGUAAUGAUUCCGACGAAGAACAACGUCAUCAAACAGACGGAGAUUUAGAACAAAGAAUGUCGAUUCGUGUGGACAAAAAUACAGACGAAAUUCAAUCAUUCAUUCCCGAUCCAUCAGACGACGAAACAAGCUGUCGUUCACAAUCCUUACAACAAGAAGAAAACAAGUCAAACAGCAAGAGUGAAACCAAAUUAAAACAAAAAUGUAUUGAAACGAGAAAGGCGCAUCAACGACGCAGAUUGUCAUCAAAAGGGACAAAGAAAAACAUUUCCACGAGAUUGACGCCAAAAAUGAAGAAAAGGAAAAAACCAAUUGCACAAACGAAACGUUUAGUACGAGCGCGAAGAGGUACUGCUACUACAGAAGAAGACGCGGCUCUAUUUGAAGCUCUCUGGAUAUCAAAACAAGAACAAACCUUCGACAAGAAACAGACAGUCAAACCAUCUCUUCGACCUCCAGUCGCAGCCGCAAGAAAAAGGCGCGUCUACGGUAAUCCAGAAUUUUUCUACUCGCCUCGUCCUUCUAGCAGUCGCAGCAAGUGCGCCAACGACGACGUCCCUCGAUACAAAAUCGACGACAUCGUGUGGGCAAAACUAGUCAGUCGGCCUUGGUGGCCGGCAAAGGUGCUUUCAUUCAGCAAAGAUGAUGGUCGCCGCAUGUACGACGUGUCGGUGCAAUGGCUGGGCAAGAGCUCGAAUUGUACCGACGUGCUGCCGUCGUCUUUGAUUUGUCCGUUUUCGAAAAAUUUCGACGAGCAUUAUCUGCCCGAGAAGACGAAGAGCACGUACGUUAAGGCGGUCGAAGAGGCCUUACAAAAGUCGGGAUUAGAGGCUAGUCGCUUUACACGUUUACCCGAUCAAUGCCAUUAAGAUUUGACACGUGACCAGAUGAAGACGUCAGGUAGAUCUAAUUUAAAUGAGAAACUUCGUUUUGAUGAUAUAUAAAUGUUUAUUGCAAAAAAGCAAAUAUCAAACAUUGGAUUUGUUUAGAAAACCAAUAAAUAUAGCUUUCUUAUUUCCUAAACUUCCAA